AUGCUCCAGCUGAAACAGAUAUCAAAGGUGUUGACACAAGGAUUGAGGGCUGCUUCAGUCAAGACGUCCACCUCGUCGCCGUUUGCAAUUUCGUUACUUUCGAAGUCCGGGUUGCCGCUCACUACUGUCACGUCGCUUGACGAAGCCGUUUCGGAGAUAUCCACAGAUAACUUGAAGAUCUAUUCGUUGCUAGCUGUGAACAAUUUCCAGCUGGAAAAUGUUGAGGAUUGGACGUUGCUCGAGUUUGAGUUUGGUAUUAAGGCUAUCAUUGAAAAGGUGAAGUACGACUCGGAGCAGGACCAGGAAGACCAGGAGAGUACACUUUAUGUGGUUGUUUUUUAUAACGGAGACUUUCCAGAUGCAGUAGCGAAGUUGAAGCUAGACAACAUCAAUGCGGCAUUGAGUGAGGGGCUCAAAGGGUACCGCAGAGAGUAA
Molecule: messenger RNA, 435 nt
Organism: Dujonia railenensis
Lineage: Eukaryota; Fungi; Ascomycota; Pichiomycetes; Serinales; Debaryomycetaceae
Source: the annotation of a GenBank genome assembly